Neoarius graeffei (lesser salmon catfish) is the source of this 3452-nucleotide messenger RNA. RefSeq names its product Rieske domain-containing protein. Lineage: Eukaryota; Metazoa; Chordata; Actinopteri; Siluriformes; Ariidae. The transcript has 5 exons. Bases 76 to 543 code for a protein of 155 amino acids. The record is from RefSeq and is a predicted model, not a curated record. Gene Ontology annotation, molecular function: 2 iron, 2 sulfur cluster binding.
UGCAAGUGGAGACGAGUCGGGAAAUUUCCGCUUACAGACAAAGAAGCACAACUGACAGCGUUCAAUAAUGUUGUGAUGUCAUCAGAUGAGGACACUUCUCCACCCAUAAACUUGUAUUUCAUUGGUCAGCGUGAUGAUGUAAUAAAAGCUAACCGCUUUGUGACGAGUGUAAACGGCAGAGAUGUGCUGAUUCUUCACCACCAGGGGGAGCUUCAUGCUCUGGAUGCACGCUGCUACCAUGCUGGAGGUCCUCUACAGAACGGAGACAUUGAGGAGGUCGCAGGGCGUGUGUGUAUUGUGUGUCCGUGGCAUAAAUAUAAGAUCAGCGUGUGUGAUGGUGAAGGUAUGUACCAGGCUGUGGAUCCGACAGUGAAGCCUCUGAAACCACGCUGGUGCUCUAAAGGGGUCAAACAGAGAGUUCACAAGGUCACGGAGGUCAGAGGUCGUGUCUACAUCACCCUCAGCACCUCACCUGAGCACCUGGAGUCUGAUCAUUACCAGACCCCAAAUUAUACAGACAGAUUGCACAGGAACAGGAAGUGACGUCACAGGAACGGGUUUGCAGCCUUGCACUUGUUUCCUGUUUGCUCACACUUGCAGUAAUGGUGAGGUUAAAGGAUAUGGGACAUGAAACAUAAAAAGCACGCUAUAUCAGUUUCUUUCCAUUAAAAAUAUGAAUUAAUUGCAUCAACAAACACAAAAUCAUCUAUUAAAUUCAGCAAAAUCGUUAUAUUCGUGAUGAUUAUAUGGCAUUUCUGCUCGACUUCCGAUAUGCAUUUUUUGCAACCGGAAGAGCCGCUGUCACGUGAUCAUACGUCACAAAAACUUUCAGGCACAGCACAAGCGGGUAGAUGAAUGGAGAAGUGGAUGACAAGAAAAUUGUUUUUAUAGUCUUUAACGUACAUUGAACAUCAUGGUGUAUUGUGCUGCUUAUGGUUGCAAUAAUUCCAAUGGGAAAUGCCCUGGAGUAAGUUUUUUUGCAUUCCCCAAGGACCCGAAGCUGAGGAAAGUGUGGGCUCACCUGCGCAUGCGCAGUAGGCUUCGCGCAUGCGCAGUAGGCUUGGUAGGACAAAUCCAAGAGGUAGGAUAACUUUACAGAAGACCUGUUGAAAAAACUUUGCACCUACUGUUUCCCACAAACUGUGUUCGGACCAUUUCACUGAGGAUUCUUUCAACAUUAAUACUCAGGUACUGAGCGAUAUUAAUUCAUGAAACAGGAAACAGGAAGUAUAAGGAUGAGAAAAAAAAACAGUUUAAAUCGGGAAGCUGCACACAUUUGCACCAGGCUGCACAAAUAUGCGCAGCGUCCCGAUUUAAACUGUUUUUUUCUCAUCCUUAUACUUCAUGUUUCAUGAAUUAAUAUCACUAUUUUUUUAUUUAUUUUUUUAUCGGAUCUGCGCGAUUCAGCCGUGAAAAAGGCGGCAUCCGCCGAAAGGCGCGCUGUUUGCAUCCCUGCACGGAGGCCAGGGGACAGGGCAGGAAUAUUUUUGUUGAUAUGAGUGAUCCGGUGCGAUUUCGCGACCCCCCUGUUGAAGACCUCUGCGCUAAGCGACUGAAAGCCGAGGUAAGGAUUAGUAUUAUAAUUUUGGGUGUAUCAAUUAUUGAUUAUCAUAAUUCUGACUCGUUUCACCAUUUUGAAUGUUUUCAUCUCGGACUCUGGAAGCAUUGUAUCUCAAUCAAUCUCGAAAAAUAUCAGCAAAAAAAAACUAGCUUGCAACGGACUUUAGCUAGAUCUAUGAUGAACUUUCAAUGUAUGAUACAAAAAUAAUACUUCUUUCAACAGAUCAUUAGCCUUUGAGCAGAAUUGUUUUUAACUUACCAGGAAGUGUUAUCGAGCCGACCGCUUUCAGUUUCAUGGGGACUGAAUGAACUCUCACUCUCAGAAUCAUCUGACCCGUCAGAGUAAAGACAAGAUCCAUGUUCAUGUGAAUUUCCAGCUAUCGGUUCGAAUCGACAGGGUCUAACUUCACAUCUCUGUGAAACAUCGGGAAUGUCACUGUCGAUGGUGUCCAUUUCGGUAACCUGUUUACAUUAGAUUCCCAAGCGCUGGCUCCUUGGAAAGUUUUUGUGACGUCACGGGUCACGUGACCACCUAGCUCAUUAACGAAUCAUUGUUUUACGCUGAUGUAUAAAAAAGUUGAAUAAUGUGAUGAUUUUCACAUUUUUGACGCCCUGCAGUGAUUUAGAUGGCAUUUCUUAUGUCCUUUAUACAUAAUUAUGCCCAGAAUAAAAUGCAUGUCCCAUAUCCUUUAAAGGUCAUGUAGAUAAACUCAGCUCUGAGUGAACAUGAACAAGGAUGGUGUGAAAUGAAAGCGGAAGAGGAUCACUGUUCUGCUACUUUUUCCUUUAAUGCCAGCAUUUAUUUUCACCUGCAGGGUUUUAUUCCCAUCACAGCUGCAGUCUCAUCACAACAAUCUCUGAUUAUAAUCCUCAUCAUGUUGUGAUUUUGUCUGAAUAAAGGGGUAAAUAGCUCUUGGAGUGUCUUCAUGAAGUGUGUAAUGACAACAGGAAGUGAUUGGUUAAACAGGAAGUGAUCUGUUACACAUGUGCAGUAUGAUUAUACAUCACACAGCACAUGAACAGGAAGGAAUCAGAAAUCAUGUCAUGCUUCAAUGUGUUUCGUUUUCCCUUUAAUCAGUGUGUCAAGGAAAGAAUCGCAUCGUUUACAAAAUAAACAGAGUAACUCCGUCUCACUCUCGGUUCAGUUUUAUUCCAUAAUGCAGCUUUACUUUUUUUAAAUUUUAUUUUACAUAACUCUAUCCAUAGCAUAUAUAUAAAACUAACAUGGAAAGGGUUAGCACAACAGAGCUUGGCUCCAAAUUAAGUGCACCCUACAGAAAUCCACAUGUAGAUUCAGAUCCCUAACGAACACGUCAGAGGCGACACGAGGAAGAAACCCUGAGAGGAGCCAGACUCCUGAGGGAGCCCCUCCCUUCCUGGGCGUCACCGGCUCGUGUGAUGAUAAUGGUUACAGUGUCCAGGUGUAGAAGAGUAACCACACAGUGUGUUUACAGGAUGUUCAGAGCAUAGAAUGGAAUCCAUAAGUGGAAAAACAUCUCGAGGGAACAUUUCUGCUCCACGUGCACAAAUGUGGUCUCGCUCGUGAAGUUGAAUUUUGAGACUUUGGAGGUGGGGACAGUCUCUAAUGUCUCCACCCCUUUGAUUGAUCACUAAAGGCCAAUUUAUGCUGACAACCCAGUCCUCGCAGAUGGCGUCGCAGAUGGCGUCUGCGUAGCCCCCACCUUCGCAGACGCUCUGCGCGCACCUCCCAAAAAUUGUGAUCACCGCAGACAGCCACGCAGACAGCGUCGCAGACAAGAGGGCUCUGAUUGGUCCACUCUACAUCCGCUGUACACGCACUUCCGCUUCCCUACUUUCCCGGUUUGGUUUGUUUUCACUACCGCCAUUUUUAAAAACACGAGCGAAGAUGGAGCAGCACGAAGAGCGGUUGA